Molecule: messenger RNA, 654 nt
Organism: Acanthocheilonema viteae
Lineage: Eukaryota; Metazoa; Nematoda; Chromadorea; Rhabditida; Onchocercidae
Source: the annotation of a GenBank genome assembly
AUGUGGGGACAUGAUGCCGGUGUCAAAUGGACACUUGGUCAGCUGCGACACUUAGUCGGUGAAGCGAUGCAUUUACGAGCCGAACAGCGUAUGGAAUUUGUUUGGAUAACACAUUUUCCGUUGUUCACAGUUAAUGCGGAAGGUCGUCUAGAAAGUGCUCAUCAUCCUUUUACUGCUCCUGUACCGGAUGAUAUACCAUUACUUUACGAGCCGAACAAACUUCUUUCGAUUACCGGUCAGCAUUAUGAUUUGGUAUUAAAUGGUGUUGAGUUGGGUGGUGGUUCAAUCCGAAUUCAUAAUGAGGACAUUCAGCGACAUAUAUUAUCUACGAUACUUGGCGAAUCGUUAGAAGAACUUGAGCAUAUGCUAAAAGCAUUAUCUUAUGGUGCUCCACCUCAUGGUGGUUUUGCAAUUGGUCUUGACCGAUAUAUAGCUUUAUUAGCUGGACGAGGAGACUCAAGUGUACCAAUCCGAGACGUUAUCGCUUUUCCGAAAAGCAAAGAAGGCAAUGAUCUUAUGACUAGAUGUCCUGUUGAAGCUACUUCAUCACAAUUAAGCAGGUAUGGUAUCUCCGUGUCCGUGACGAAUGAUGUAAAGGUAGCAGGUGACGAAAUUUUGAGAGAAAAAGAUGGCAAAAUUCAAUCAUCACACUAA